This is a messenger RNA of Laetiporus sulphureus 93-53, 1026 nucleotides long. Its product is annotated as branched-chain amino acid aminotransferase II. Lineage: Eukaryota; Fungi; Basidiomycota; Agaricomycetes; Polyporales; Laetiporaceae. The transcript has 8 exons. Gene Ontology annotation, biological process: L-leucine biosynthetic process; L-valine biosynthetic process. Bases 1 to 1026 code for a protein of 341 amino acids. The record is from RefSeq and is a predicted model, not a curated record. Gene Ontology annotation, cellular component: mitochondrion. Gene Ontology annotation, molecular function: branched-chain-amino-acid:2-oxoglutarate transaminase activity.
AUGUUGACCAUACCCUGGAGUGCGCUCACGGGAUGGGGCACGCCCCAGAUUUAUCCAUAUCAGGAGCUAUCGAUCAAUCCUGCAGCGACCGUCCUGCAUUUCGCGCACUGUUUGUUUGAGGCGUUCAAAGCUUACAGGGAUCCUUCUGGAAGGGUUCUGCUCUUCAGACCAGACAUGAACAUGAAGCGCAUGAAUAGUAGCGCGGCACGUCUCACCAUGCCGACGUUUGAUGGCGAAGCGCUGCUUGAGCUGAUCAAGCGGCUGGUCCAUCUCGAGAAGGAUUGGAUACCUACAGAGCCAGGAUAUAGUUUGUACGUUCGCCCGUCAAUGAUCGGCACUGAACCUACCCUCGUUGUGAAACCCCCGAACGAAGUACUGCUUAUGGUGAUAUGCAGUCCCGUAGGGCCGUAUUACCCGCAAGGCUUCAAGCCUGUGUCAUUGUACGCAACAGCGGAAUACGUCCGAGCAUCUCCUGGCGGUGUCGGCGCAUAUAAACUUGGAGCAAACUACGCACAGUCUCUGUACGCUCAGAAAGAGGCCGAGAAGCUUGGAUAUGCUCAGGUUUUGUGGCUGCGUGGCCCCGAGCAUUACAUUACGGAGGUGGGCACCAUGAACGCGUUCGCGGCCUUCAAGCAUCCAGACGGAGCGGUUGAGCUCGCCACGCCUCCCCUGGAUAGUGGCUUGAUCCUUCCGGGAGUGACGCGCGAUUCGGUCCUAACCCUCGCACGAGAUCAUGCUUCGGGCAAGGCGAAGAUUGAAAACCUGCCGGAUCAGCUCGUGGUAGCCGAGCGUCACAUCCUGAUGAAGGAAGUCGCGGAAGCGGUGAAGGCAGGCACUCUAGUGGAGUUCUUCGGUACAGGCACGGCUUCCGUGGUCACUCCGGUGGAAAGGAUCAACUACCUUGGCGAGGACAUCACUUUACCUGUCGGAUCUGAUGGAAUGGGACCGGUGUCUCGUCCACUCUGGCACCAGUUGAUAGGUAUACAGACCGGGAAGACUUCUCACCCGUGGAGCAUAGUGGUUUGA